This is a messenger RNA of Pangasianodon hypophthalmus (striped catfish), 3747 nucleotides long. RefSeq names its product coiled-coil domain containing 13 (gene ccdc13). Lineage: Eukaryota; Metazoa; Chordata; Actinopteri; Siluriformes; Pangasiidae. Gene Ontology annotation, cellular component: centriolar satellite. Gene Ontology annotation, biological process: non-motile cilium assembly; cytoplasmic microtubule organization. Bases 376 to 2421 code for a protein of 681 amino acids. The transcript is spliced from 15 exons. The record is from RefSeq and is a predicted model, not a curated record.
AAAGUCUCACAUAUAAAAGUAUUGCAUCUUUAAAUUUUCGAAAGAAUAUGUAAAUUCGGUGUGUUUAAACUAGAUCAAUAAACUGUACGCAUUUAUUAUUUUCUCGCUUUAAAAGAAUUAACUUCCGGCAACAGAGAUGACGUAACCACGUCGGGUUGUUGCGGCGUUGCCGUGGAAACGCGUUGCCGGGGAUACGCACGCGCCUCGAAGAAAAAGAAGAGGACUGGUUUUUGCCACCUAGCCGACGCUAGCUUGCUAUAUUUUCUUUUUUAUAUAUAUGUAUAUACAUAAACUAUCUGAAAACUCAUUAUAACACGUUAUAACACAUUAUAGCAUGCUGUUUGCUCUCACGCCAUUCACACCGACCUGAAUGUAAUGGAGGCUGAUAAGGACAGGAUAAAGGAGCAGCUGCGGCUCCAGUUUCAGACCCUGCAGGAACAGCAGGUGCAGCGUCUUCAUGAGCGUCUGGAGAAGAAGAAACAGAUCUCCUUUGAGAAGGAAAAGGAUGAGAUGAGCUCGAACGGGCAGGAGAGUCUGGACCUGUCUGAGGACGAGGGGGACUCGGUGCUGGAGCGCUCUAACUCCAGCUCCAGACUGCUGAAGAAGGAGAACGAUCAGCUCCAGGAGCGGGUCAGGGAGCUGCGGGAUGAGAACGGACGACUCCAUAAACUCCUGAGUGAGAAGGAGUUUGAGAUCAAGUACCUGAAGAAGAAGAGGGAGGAGGACAGGCUGGCUUUAGUGGGCACAGUGGGACUGGCAGGAGAUGCAGCAGCAACCAAGAUCGUGGAGCUUUCGAAGAAGAACCGGGAACUCUCAGUGGAGAUGGAGAGAGAGAAAACCAAGAGCAAACAGCUGAACAACAGAGUGAGAGAGCUGGAGAGAGAGCUGCAAGAUACAGCAGUAUUCAGUAAUGGAGUGAAAGCAGACCACAAACUGGACCUGAGGAGCUCACAGCAAGAGGCCACUCCGCUGGUGAAGUCUCUCCAGGAGAAACUGAACACAGCCCAGUUUAAAAUGAGUGAAUACCGCAACCAGAUCCAGGCUGUCAGACAGGAGCUGAAGGUCGCGUACAAGGUUCUGAGUAGUGAGAUCGGGGAGGACGUGUGUGUUCAGCAGAUCCUCAGUACUCCAGGAAGCUGGAGAGGACGAGCGCAGCAGAUCCUGGCCCUGCAGAGCCGAGUGAGAGAUCUGGAGCAGCAGCUGAGCUCGGCAUCCAACAGGAAGCAGCCGGGAGAGUUCAGCCCGGAGCAGUGCAUGCUGGGAAAGGGAGUCCAUCAGAGGAACCAGGACAAGAACCAGAGCUAUAUCCGCACCUUGGAGAGAGACAGGAAGGAGGCGCUGGAGAAGCUAAGUGUGGAGUAUGAGCUCAUUCUGGGUGAACACGGUGAGGUGAAGAAGAAGCUGGAGAGCAGCAAAGCGAGGAACCGCAUCCUGAGUGCCGAGCUCAAAACCCUCAAAACUCAACUGUCCACACUGACCGAGAAGGGUCGGCAUGACAACGAGCUCAUCGAUGCACUGCUGAAGCAGCAGGCUCAGCUGCAGGGUGUGUUGAGUCGUCUGGGUCAGAAAGAGGGGCAGCGCGAUGAUACAGAGCAGAAGCGGGACACACAGGAGGCUCAGAGACACAAUGACCUGAUCACACAGCUCAAACUGAUGGUGAAGGAGAGAGAGGAGAAAGUUCAGGAGCUUGAGCGGGAGAUCCAGCAGCUCACACUCACUAAACAGGAGGCCAGAGACACAGAGGUGAAGAUUAGCCAUGCCCACCUGAUGGUCAAAGAGGAAGGAGACAGGAGGUCCAGCUCUGCCAGGUCAGUCUCAAAACUGGGACACAAACUUGUUGAGUCAGCUCUGGCACUGUCUCCUGGAAACACCACUGAUCUCGGAGAGCGGUCAGAGGCACCGUGCUCUGCGUGCGCUGCUCUGCAGGUUCAGUGUUCAGAGUUUAAAGCUCUGUGUCAGGCGGCUAACGUGGAGAGAGACCGACUGCUGGAGCUCGCUCAAGUUCAACAGAGGAGAGAAGUAGAGACGAUUCAGAAGUGCGCAGAUGCCGAGCAGAAGCUUCGGGAGGAACGUCGCCGCUGUGUGGUUCUGGAGCAGCAGCUGGAGAGACUGAAGCUAGACCCUGAAAAAGCACAAAGAGUCAAUCGCAGCAGGACAGGUAGUUUAAAUGUACCUGAGAAACAGGACGUUCUUUCACCCAGAAGAGCCACGGGGUCGACGCACGACGCUCAGAUCAGUGAACUCAGCACACGACUUGCUGCCCAGCAGGAGGAGCUGGAGGUUCUGAGGUCAUCUCUGAAGCAAGUCCUGCAGGCUAAAGAGGAGGACCUGCAGCUCUACAGCACCAUGAUCAGCCAGGUCAAGCAGGUCUUCCUUCAGGCUCUUCGGCAGCACAAACAGAGCUCAAAACAGGAAACGUAGCACAGACGUCUUCCCAUCCAUCAGAUCUGGACUCCUGCAGACUCAGAGCAUCUAGGCUCCAAAUCCUAGUAACCUGUAUGAGAUCUUAGUUUCCAUGGCCAGGAUUUUAGCAUCUAGGGGCCAAAACUUAGAAAUCUGUCCCAGAUUUUAGCAUAGAGGCUCUAGAUUGUAGACCUAAAUCUUUGCCCAGUAGAUCUUAGCCUACUAGAUCUUAGCCCACAUACCAAAAAUAUGAGCAUCUUGGUCUCAGAUCUCAGGUUUCAUGUUCUAGAUCCUAGGCUCUGGGCUCCAAGUUGUACCCUUCAAGACCCAGACCCUAGUGUCGCAAUUGCCUAAUUUCCAAUUCCUAGCCUCCAAGAUCUAAAGCUUAGUCCCAAGACAUAAGAUCUUGGAUUGUAGGCCACAAACCUUAGCUUCUAGCCCAAAAACUUUAGCAUUAACUUCCAGGCCCAACAAUCUAGCCUCCAUACAUCAUAUAUUAGUCUUCAAGCUCAAGAUCAUAGUAGCUGGGCUCUAGAUUUUGGUCUUGUUACCAUAUUUUUGGCUCCAAAUCAUGGAUUUUAGCUUCCAGGCCACAGAUCCUAAUCUACAGACCCCAUGUUUUCUUACUCCAUGCUAUCGUAGCUGCCAUAUCCUAGAUUUUAAAAUGAAAAUCCUGGAUUUUAGCGCCCUUUUCAUUUUUAUUAGAUCUUAGUCUCCAGGCCCAUAAUCUUUAUCUUCAGGCCAUGUGUUUGUAGAUUUCCCAGAAGUUAACCUCCACACCUCCACGUGGCUACCAGAGCCUAGAUUUUGCUUCAUCUUGUAGGCCCCAGAUCAUGGUCUCCUCCGUCCCUAACCUAGAGGUCCCAAGUCUUACAACAGGUUAGUGGACUUCCAUCUUUCUGCAUAUGGAAGCUGAAGUUCCUAAUAGAUCCUGCGCUGAUGUUAAUGAGACUGUGCUAUUUCUGUGCUAAUCCCGGUGAAAUAAUUGAUGAGAUACGGACAAAGAAGAGACGAGACGUCAAUAUGGCUGGCAUUCUGAGCCGAUAAGAGCUGUGGGGAAAACGAUAGCUUUGUUUUAAUUACCUUCACUGUCAGUUAAGCUAGGAAGGCUAAAAAGAUGCUUGUUUGUUUUUCCUGAGCUUCUGCUAACUGAAAUAAAAAUAAAAUUAAUUAUUUAAAAGUGUAAUACUGUAGCAGUGAUGGAUUUCUCAGUAUAUCCUACUUGACAGAAUGAAAAUAAAAAAACGUCUCCAUCUAUAAAUCACGGUAAAAUAAUAUUUAAUUUUUUAUAAAUACUUUUACAUUUUACUGGCUCUGUCUUUUCUGACGCAUGUUGCGCAUCAU